Messenger RNA from Prunus persica (peach), 1823 nucleotides. Its product is annotated as cysteine-rich receptor-like protein kinase 29. Gene Ontology annotation, molecular function: protein kinase activity; ATP binding. The transcript is spliced from 5 exons. Lineage: Eukaryota; Viridiplantae; Streptophyta; Magnoliopsida; Rosales; Rosaceae. The record is from RefSeq and is a predicted model, not a curated record. The coding region runs from base 105 to 1823 and encodes 572 amino acids. Gene Ontology annotation, biological process: protein phosphorylation.
GAAAACCAUAAUAUAAUUUCAAUCAAUCAAUUGUAAUUAAAAAAAAAAAAAGCCAUAUAAUUUAUAGACUGCAUAUGGGAAGCCACACAAGUCAUUAGUUCAAUAUGGUUUCCUCAAGCUCUCAUUCAUUACUUUCUCGAAUUACUCUAGUAAUCAUCACCAUUAACCUAAACACUCAAUUAAUCUUUGCUCAGCCACGUUACCUGUCCAAGUUUUGUUUUCCCAACGAAGGCAACUACACCACCAACAGCACUUACCGCACAAACCUCAACAGACUUCUCUCCACUUCUCUCCUCUCCAACGGUAACGGCCACGGCUUCUACAGCUCCUCCUCCACCCAAAACGACCUCGAAAGGAUCUGCGCAAUCGGGCUCUGUACAGGAGACAUUAACCCCGAUGCUUGCGGUAGUUGCCUCAGUAACUCUACAAUCUUCAUCGCACAAGCUUGCCCUAACCAAAAGGUGGCAGUUCUAUGGCGGGAGGUUUGCAUGCUACGCUACUCAAACCGCUCCAUACGUGGCUUCAUGGAAGCCGGUGCGAUUUUCUAUACCACGAGCUCCGGCAACAUGUCGUCAUCUAACGUCGGAAGGUUCAACCGGCAGCUCAUGACCCUGCUGGAAAGAUUGAGAGGUGAAGCAGCGGCUGGUGGCGAUCUUGUUAAGUUUGCAGUUGGAAACGUUUCGAAAAAUAAUGUUAUUUCUCAGACGAUAUAUGGACUUGCUCAGUGUACACCGGAUUUGACUGAGCUCGACUGUAACAAUUGCUUAGUAUCAAUUGCUGGUGACAUCCCACAGUGCUGUUAUGGGAAGCUUGGUGGGAGACUUGGUACACCCAGCUGUUAUAUAUAUAAAUAUAUCAGCCCACUUCUACAUUGGGAUAUAUACCUUCAAGCUUUGCAAUUCGAUUUUGCCUCCAUUAGAGUUGCCACAAAUAACUUUUCUGAAGAAAAUAAGCUCGGAUGGGGUGGAUUUGGUGAUGUUUACAGGGGGACGCUUCUCAGUGGAGAAGAUAUAGCAGUGAAAAGACUAUCUACGGAUUCUGCACUAGGAGAUUUGGAAUUUAAAAAUGAGGUCUUGUUAGUGGCCAGGCUACAACACCGCAAUUUAGUUAGGCUCCUUGGUUUUUGCCUGGAAGGAAAUGAAAGGCUUCUUGUCUAUGAGUUUGUCCCUAACGCAAGUCUCGAUCAAUUCAUAUUUGAUCCAAUCAAGUGCGCUAAUUUGGUUUGGGAGAGUCGCUACAAAAUCAUACUAGGAAUUGGAUGGGGGCUCCUUUUCCCUCACGAAGAUUCUCGUUUUAGAAUUAUUCACUGUGAUUUGAAAACUAGCAACAUUUUGUUAGAUGCAGAAAUGAAUGCAAAAAUUUCAGAUUUUGGCAUGACAAAGUUGUUUAUGCUUGAUCAAAGACAAGGCGAGACCAUUCGAAUUGUGGGGACCUAUGGAUAUAUGGCUCAUGAAUAUGGAUACUUUUAUGAUAAGUCCGAUGUUUAUAGCUUUGGUGUACUAGUUUUGGAGAUAAUAAGUGGACAAAAAAUGUGUUCUUCCCGCCAUGAAGAGAAUGAGGAUCUUCUAAGCUAUGCACGGAAAAAUUGGAAGGAAGGGACAGCUUCAAAUCUAAUAGAUCCCACCUUGAGAACUGGUUCAAGAACUGAUGAAAUAAUGAGAUGCAUCCAAAUUGGAUUGUUAUGGCUGCAACAAUCUAUGGCUGCAAGGCCAACUAUGGCUUCAGUUAUUCUCAUGCUUACUAGCAGCUCUCUCAGUCUCCCAGUACCCUCACAGCCACCCUUUUUUAUGAUCGAAUUGGAGAUGUCUGGUGUGGUAGGAUGA